CAGGGGCGGACUGACCAUUUGCAAACUCCGGCACUGCCCGAGGGCCCGGGGUCAGUAGGGGGCCCCAUGAGAUGCCCCUGGUACCAUUUUCAUAGGCUUUUUUGAGUUUGGGCAAGGCCAUAGGGGCCCCAUGAUCCCCUAUUGCCCGGGGGCCCCAUGAGUUGUCAGUCCGCCCCUGAUCGCGCACCAAGCAGGCUGACAGUGUGCGGGCUGACAUCGCAGCCGGACGAUUUUCUUUGUAUACUGCUUUAUUCUGUUUACGUGAAUGUAAGUACAAUACGUUUUUUAGGUGCUUUUUUUGAGUGUGGGCAAGGACACAGGGGCCCCAUGAUUCCAUAUUGCCCGGGGGCCCCA
Molecule: messenger RNA, 354 nt
Organism: Staurois parvus
Lineage: Eukaryota; Metazoa; Chordata; Amphibia; Anura; Ranidae
Source: the annotation of a GenBank genome assembly